AUGGUUCUCACACUGAAUAAAAUGGUUGCUUCUUUUCAUCUCACGGUGCUCCCUGAAAUAAUCCGGUUCAUCGUGUUAGCUAUUUUCGUUUCAUGGAAGUUUUACAGGCUCGUAAGGUCGAAUUACAAGUACAUGGCGAUGAUCAACAAGAGCAGCUCGAAAUUUAUUUACAGAAGGAACCCGAAUUCGGAGUUACAAGAAUGUGCCAUUUGCAGGUCUGAAUUUGUGGCAGGUGAAAAGAUUAGAGAGCUGAAAUGCAAACAUAUGUUCCAUAGACAUUGUGUGGAGAAAUGGCUACAAGAAUACAAGGCUACGUGCCCGCUUUGUAGAAGUUCGAUCGUGUCUGAGGAGAUUUUAGCUGAAUAUCGUCGCGUAAAAAAUGAGCGAAAUGAUAGUAUCAUUGAGAAGGAGCUAGCUCUUAUACUGUUAUCUGUUUUGCAUGGGGGGAGCUGCCAUGGGUUUUGA
Messenger RNA from Olea europaea var. sylvestris, 465 nucleotides. Its product is annotated as E3 ubiquitin-protein ligase RHA2B-like. Lineage: Eukaryota; Viridiplantae; Streptophyta; Magnoliopsida; Lamiales; Oleaceae. The transcript has a single exon. Bases 1 to 465 code for a protein of 154 amino acids. The record is from RefSeq and is a predicted model, not a curated record.